AUGUUCCGAACAGCCCUCCUAAGGUCCGCCAGGCAAGCCCUGCGCGUCGCGCCCCGAUACCAGUCCACAAUGGCUCGCCCUGUCGCCCGAAACUCCUUGUUCCAAGCCAAGCAAAUCGUCCCCGCCGCGCGCUUCCAGGCAGUGCGAUGCUACUCUGCAUCCGCUGGUCUCUCGAAAGAUGAGAUUGAGGGCAGAAUAAUGGAUUUGUUGAAGAACUUUGACAAGGAGUUCAGCAUUGAGAUUCCAGACAAGGAGGCAGAUGCCAUCCACAGCGUGAAACAAGCAGUGGAUUACAUCAAGGCCCAGCCUGAUGGUAGGUCGAUUAGCACCACAGAUUCUCCCCGAAUGCUGCUAACCAUUCAACAGCGCACUAAACGAUAUCCCAUUGCGCAGCAGGAAUGA
Messenger RNA from Periconia digitata, 402 nucleotides. Lineage: Eukaryota; Fungi; Ascomycota; Dothideomycetes; Pleosporales; Periconiaceae. The record is from the annotation of a GenBank genome assembly.